AUGACUGCCUCCCGAGAUGUCCAGGCAGCUACGCUGCAGAAAUUUAUCGACGGGUGGAAAAAGUGGAAUGCUGAGGAAUGGAUGGCCACUUUCGCCGACCACUUCACUCAAAUCACUCUCCCCUUUCAGCUUGGUGUUCCCACCAGAACGCGGACACAAGUCGACCAAAUUCUUCCCGCUCUCAUCGCUACAGUUCAGUCAUACGAGCUCACAGUUCACCAUGUUGUGCACGAUCCCGAUAGAAACAAAGCAGCAGUAUACGCCUUGUCAAAAGGUACCCUUCCAUGGGGCCCCUGGCAGCUGGAGUACUCGGUGUUUAUCACAUUCACGGAAGCGGGUGAUAAGGUGGCGGUCCUCGAAGAGAUGAUGGAUUCAGCUUUCCUGCAAGACUUUGGCCCUAAGUUUGCCCAGUUUCUAGAGGAUAACGGCGGGCCUGCUGCGGUGGCUGCGAGAGCAAGGUCAACAGCUAUGAGCUAG
Penicillium manginii is the source of this 477-nucleotide messenger RNA. RefSeq names its product nuclear transport factor 2 family protein. The coding region runs from base 1 to 477 and encodes 158 amino acids. The record is from RefSeq and is a predicted model, not a curated record. Lineage: Eukaryota; Fungi; Ascomycota; Eurotiomycetes; Eurotiales; Aspergillaceae. The transcript has 2 exons.